CGUGCACUUCAGAAGUGAGUCACGCAGUCAAGUCAACGUCCCGAAUCCCACCCCAGUGAAAAAGUGCCGGAGUGUUCAGGGGUGCAGAUGGGGGCAGGAUGGCCGAGAGAAAGUGGGGCAGUUAGUGGAGGCAUGGAUCUGCUGAGGGGCGGCAGAAGGAGCUCCGUGCUCUGCGCAUCAGUGAGAUGGAGGUGGACUGUGUGGAUCAUGAUGUCAUGUGUGGUUUUGGUCAGAAGGUUCAGUCUGUCUGACAGACAUGACGAAGAUGGAUGGCCGGAUGAGCCAAUCAGCUCGAAGGGGAGGCUGAAGUUGUGCUGUCUCUGUUCCGCACUGGAGGGAUUCCCGCGUGCGUAAGUGUGGCUGGAUGUAUCACGCAGCAGAGCAGUAUUCUGGACGGUACUCAUGGGACUCCUUCCCCUCCGGUGGCUCCAGCAGAGCAGCAUGGGCUCCGAUCUCCGGACGCAACUGGGCUGCUCCGUCCAGGGCCAGCGGAGGAGUGUACCCACUCCAGCACCCCGGUCUGAGUCACACAUCAGGAAGAAACCAUCAUAAAGCUUAUAACAACAGACCUCCAGAGUCAAGCAGGGACAGAGCUCACGGUCAGCCCAGAGAGAGAGGCCCCGGGAGGAUCCGGCCAGCCCCACGGCCUUGGGGUCCAAACCACCAGGACCACCAGAACACAGACCGGGCCGCUACUAACAGCUACAGCUCAGGGUGCGGAGGAACCGUCUCCAACAGCAACAAUCACGCCAGCCAGCCUCAGAGGUACGGAGGCCCUCACCAGCAGCAGCGCCCCCCACAGGCACAGGGAGAGAGAUGGAGUCCAGUGUCCCCAUCCCGGCCUUUCCAGAGUCCCUCUCUCAAACGGCCAGCCCCCCCGCACAGUGACUCAGCCCCCCACCGAAACCCUUCCCCGUCCAGGGACGACUGCCCCAGCAAGAGGAGUAAAAGCAACAGCUCACACCAGGAUUUCACCCCUAGAAUGAAGCACCCUAUGAACCGUCCUCUACUCUCCCACCCCCCUCGCACCUGGAGCCCCCCAUAUAGAAAUUCUGCCCCCUGGAGUCAGUCAAAUAAGAGGCAUUCUCCUUCACGCUUCCAGCAGGAGUCUAAUCAGUCCAGCAGUAGAGAUCACUCCCACAGGACCCAUCCCACCUCCCCUGCUCUCUGUGGCCCCGGCCAGGCCUUUCAGAAACCAGGCCACAGCCACCCCCGAGAUCACCCGGGCCUCCGUGGAACCAAAGGGGACUGGGGGCAUACUGUUCCCCCCUCACCAGCAAACUUCACCAGAGUGCCUUACAGCCCGCAGCACCAGCCCCCAGCGCCGACACACAGACAUCCAGAUGCAUCUGGCAAUGGGAUGACAGUGUUGCAUCCCAGCCGUGGGUCACCCACGAUGGCCUGGAAGAGCCAGGAUCGCCCUGCAAAGCAGAGCAGUGAGACUAGGCGCUCUGGUACAGGGCUGGAGGGAUGGCAGCGGUCACAGGGGCCAAAAGAGGAAGGGAGGCGCCACGGCACCGCCAAACACCCCCAGCCAUAUGGUGCUCCCUGUGAGAAAGACCACUGUAAGCAACGAAGUCCCGCUACAGAGGCCUCCACUGCCUCUCCAAGCCCUGAACCUGGAUCUAGUUCUCACAGGUCAGAGGGGAAGAAGAGCAAACUUUCCAAACACCGGAGUCCAUCUAACUACAUCCACUCCAGCUCCUCUAACCACGACAGUCAGGAGAGCUCAAUAAGCCGGCUGGAAGCAAACCUGCAGAAACAUGGCCAAGCCAAGAAGAGGCACAGGGAGCGUGAGAGAAGGAAAGAAAAGAAAGGUGAGGAUGGGAGGGAGAGGAUGGAGAGAAAACUGGAGGCCAAGAAAAAGAAGAAAGAAAGGGAAGAGGGAAGAGGGCAUCGGGAGAGGAAGGGCAUGCAUAGAAAAGUGGAGAUGGGGCUGGGACAGAAUGAGAAGAAAGCUAAAGAUGCGAAGAAAAGACAGAGGAGAGCAGAGAGAGAUGGCAUCAAGAAAGGAGAGAAAGAGAAAAGAGAAAUGUCUCCCCAAACUCCAUUGGGCUCUCCUAGUAAAAGCUCUCAUUCAGCCAUUUUUCAGUCUACUCCAUCUCCAGACAUCUUGCGCACAUCAUCAUCUCCAGCCCGUAAAUAUGUAGAGAGUGGAGGAGAGGAGGAGAGCAGCUGCCAUUCUGACUCUUCACACACCUCAGGGUCCGUCCCACCCUCCUCCACCCCUCCAGCCAAUCAGAGCCAUUCAAAAGAUACUGCCAAUAAUAUGACCUCAGAUAGUGAUGACAGCCUGCCCUCCUCUGAGCCUAUGAGUCCCAACACCAGCAGCUUCAAGAGGCCUCAAGAGGAGCAGUCUGACCUCAAAGUUUUUACCUCCAAUCUGCCUACUAGCAGUGAGCAGGAAAUUCCCAUUUCGGAUGCAUCCACUGGUUUUGAGGAGAGCGUUCCCCAGCAGCCUGAGGCAAGGCCCCAGCAUGCUCCAGACCUGCUGCCUGCCCAUGGGACCUGUACAGAUGACCACCUGCGGCUGGACCCCUCAGCCAGCCCCCCUGUCCUGAGCUGGCAAGGCUCCCCUGUCUCAGAUCUCAGCGAGGAAGAGGAGGAUAUAAUGAUGAGACGGCCUGUGCUCCAGCCUAGCCCAACACACAUCUCUCCACUUCGAGACCCAGAAGAGCUCUGGAAAGAACCUGGAAUGUCUUGGCCAGACUACCGGCACAGUGACCUGGCCAAACUCUAUGGACUUGAAGAGCCUUCUAAGUUUGUGGAGGAAGAGGAGGAUGAAGAACAUGAGGUAGAACAGCAGGACAGCAGCACAACAAGCUCUCAGGUCACCCAGAGACCCCACCUGCACCAGACUGAUAACAUCUCUGGCUCAGGCAGCCAUAGGUACACCUACAGAGGUGGACCUUUUGGCCGACCACCUCCAAACGCCCUGGGUGGGGUCAAAUACUCUUCCUCUCUUUCACUGGGCCCAGAGAUCCGGCCUCCAGACCAACAAAGCCCAACCUCACUAUCCCCAGUAACUGUAUAUCCAGUGGCUGGGUCACCAACUGACCUGUCCCCUACUGAUCUGACCCCAGCUGGCCCGAACCCAAGUGGUCUGACCCCAACUGGACUAUCCCAAACGGUCCUGCCCAUUGCUGACCUGUCUUCAUCUGGUCUGUCCCAAACUGACCUGUCUCCAACUGGUCUGACUCAAACUGGCCUGGCCACAGCUGGCUUGUCUCAACCUGGCCUGAGCCCACCUAGCUUGACUCCAUAUGGCCCAUUCCACACUGGCCUGUCUGAAACUAUCCUAACCCCUACUGGAUUAGCCCCUUCCCAGAAACCCCCAGAUCUGACUUCAGAGCCUGAGGAUGAUACAAAUAUGAAGGAACAGAAAAAGGACAGUGGGGCCCACAAAGAAGUUGGUGACAACCUAAUCAAAGCUGUAGAAUCACACAAAGAGCCUACCUGUACCUCACUGGAGGAAGAGAAGGAAGCAAAGAUGAUGUCACCCGCAACCCUGCAGGCCAGACUGGCCCACAGUUGCGAGGUGCUGUUGACCCAGAGCUCUAAUCCUGUCUCUGUCCCCAUCCCAGAAGAAACAAGUGGAAAAAAAGAGUCCAAAACCAUCAAAGCCACUGAGAAGGCAUCCGAACGAGUCAGAGAGAAGAAGGGAGAGCGGGAGAAGAGUCAGAAACAAAAGCUUGGCAGCAAACAUGAAGGUUCAAAUGUAAGAGAGGGCACAGGAAGAACACAUAAAAAGCAGAAAGGAAAGGCUGAGAACGAGACACAGCGCAGCUCUCCAAAAUCUCUGCCGCUUUCCUCUACCUCCGGUGGUCGUUCCAAGCAGCUCAGGAACAACCAGGCAGUAGAGGACAUCAAACAACAGACUAAAGCGGCAGAGGAAAAAAGGGGAAAGGAGCAAGAGAGGGGGGAAGAAGAGAGAGUCAAACCUGCGCAGGAGAAUGAGAACAAAGACAAUAAUGGAAGUGCGUGUUUAACACAAGCCACAACAAAAGCAACAACCAACACAAACACCUCCAUCAAUGCAAGUGGCUCCAGCAAGCCUCCGUUGAGCAAAGCUGAGUUGCUGAGGCUACAGGCCCUGUCUGCCAUACCUCUGAAAGAGCUGAAGAUCCACCUGGUUAAAGUAAAGAGUAAUGGGAGGCAAACAUUCAUUGCCUCUGAGAUUGAGCAGAAGAGGAUUCCGCUAAAGGAUAUCAGUAUUAAGAACACAGCUGCAGAGAUCAUCGAGGCCUGCAAAGGGGCAACAGUAAAGGGCAAAUUUCAUGAGUCCUAUCUGUUGCCUGCACUGUCAAUAAAGCCUGUAUUAAAUGCGGAGUCUCCCAUACCCCGUGAGAAGCUCAAUCCUCCAACACCCAGCAUCUACCUCGAGAGUAAGAGAGAUGCGUUUUCUCCAGUGUUGCUGCAGUUCUGCACAGAUCCCAAAAACCCUGUUACUGUUAUCAGAGGCCUGGCAGGAUCCCUCCGGCUUAACCUGGGCUUGUUCUCCACUAAGUCCUUGGUGGAGGCGAAUGGUGAACAUGCUGUGGAAGUGAGGACCCAGGUGCAGCAGCGAGCUGAUGAAAAUUGGAACCAUGCCGGCUCAGCUCAGACUUGGCCAUGUGAAAGCAGCCGAUCCCACACCACCAUUGCCAAGUAUGCUCAGUAUCAGGCCUCCAGCUUCCAGGAGAGCUUACAGGAAGAGAAGGACAGCGAGGAUGAAGAUGAGGGAGAGAAAAAAUCUGAACCAGUCGAAGCGAAAUCAGAGACUUUGUCCAUUUCCCCUUCUGUCUCCGGCACAUCCAACUCUGAUCAGAAAGCCACUGGGAAAAUCAUCAAAUUUGGAACCAACAUUGACCUCUCAGACCCAAAGAGGUGGAAACCCCAGCUGCAGGAGUUGCUGAAGUUGCCAGUGUUCAUGCGUGUCUCUUCAAGUGAUAACAUGCUGAGCCACGUGGGUCACACCAUUCUGGGCAUGAACACCGUCCAGCUGUAUAUGAAGGUUCCAGGCAGCAGAACUCCAGGCCACCAGGAGAACAACAACUUCUGCUCUGUGAACAUCAACAUCGGCCCUGGAGACUGCGAGUGGUUUGCUGUGCAUGAGCAUUACUGGGAGGCCAUCAGUGAUUUCUGCGAGAAGCAUGGAGUAGACUACCUGACUGGCUCAUGGUGGCCCGUUCUAGAGGAUCUGUACCAGGCCAACAUCCCUGUGUAUCGUUUCAUCCAGCGCCCAGGAGACCUGGUGUGGAUCAAUGCCGGCACUGUGCACUGGGUGCAGGCUGUGGGCUGGUGCAACAACAUUGCCUGGAAUGUGGGCCCUCUCAACUCGUACCAGUAUCAGCUGGCUCUGGAGCGCUUCGAGUGGAACGAGGUCAAAAAGGUCAAGUCUAUUGUUCCCAUGAUUCAUGUCUCCUGGAAUGUCGCCCGUACAAUCAAGAUAACAGACCCGAACACUUACAAAAUGAUCAGGCACUGCCUCCUGCAAUCCAUGAAGCAUAUCCAGAUCCUGCGGGACCAGCUAACAGCAGGAGGGAAAAAGAUCUUCUACCAAAGCCGAGUGAAGGAUGAACCGGCCUACUACUGUAACGAGUGCGACGUGGAGGUGUUCGACCUGCUCUUCGUCACCAGUGAGAGCGGCAGUAGGAAGACGUACGUGGUGCACUGUGAGGAUUGCGCUCGGCAGAACAGCCCCAGCCUGAGCGGAGUGGUGGUGCUGGAGCAGUACAGAGUGGAGGAGCUGAUGAGCACAUACGAUAACUUCAGCCUGGCUCCCUCGCCGUGUCCUAAGUGAAGCCGACGUGUGAUGUCACAGCCAUAACCAAAUCCCUGCUCGUCCGCAGCAGUGCCAACUUUCAGUUCUCUGGUUUUCCUUUUGCUUGGUUUUGAUUUGUUGUUGUAUUUAUUCUUUUCCACAACCACUACUGCAUACUCUCUGCGUUACCAAUCAGCAAAGCUGUUUACUCAGUACUGUUUACAGAAAGCGCAUCAGCAGAAUGUUCUCCGGCUCGGUCGUCUUCCUCCACCAGGUCUACUGACGGGCGCUCAGCAUCACGGAGUCUUCAGAUUGACUCGCGAGGCGCCACUGACUCGAACCCGGUGCACACUGGACUCCUACUGUGAACUGUGUUUGAGAAAAACGUUCCACAGAGGAAACUGCUGUGAUUUUUGUUUUGUCAAUAUUUAAAGGGGGGAAAAAGGGAAAAAAAAAAAGUAGGCGGAGUCAACACGUGAAUUAAUUCAGGUACUAUUGUAGUUUACAUUUAUGCAAAUCUACGGAGUUUUUUUUCCCGUCUGGUUGUGGUGUCUCGGAUUUUGCUGAACAAGUGGUGCUUUGUUACGACACGAAACAGCAGCUCUCCGCUGAAGGAGCAAAUGCUAAUUACGACAGUGGCAUUAUUUCGUUUUUUUUAAUCAUUAUUUCUAUUUUUUUAAUUCUUUUUGUUGUUGUUUUGUUGUCGUCGUCGUCGUUGUUUUCGGUGUGCUGUCAUAUUUACUACGACUCUAAUCUUUGUAAAUGCUCUUCUGCAUAUUUAUCCGGGUGCUAUUUUGUUCUUUUUCUUUUUUUUUUUUUGCCAAAAUUUACAAAGGUAUUCAAAAAAAAAAGAAAAGAAAAAAAAAAACUAAAAUUUUUAACAGCCUACAGCUACACCGUUUUGGCCUUGUGACUUGUAUUUAGACAAGGGGGGGGAAAAAAAAGUAAAAAUAAAUAAAUAAAGGCAGAAAAUUUGCAUAUUUCUCAUAGCAUUAAGCAUAUUAGCUAAACAAUAAAGAGUAAAGUACACGUCACAAAUCUCUCCAAAAAUACGGGUCGAAUCCAGAGACGUAUUCGCAUUUGUCGAGAAAACCGUGAGUGUUUUAGUGGAGUUUUUUUAUUUUGUAUUAUUAUCAUUAUUAUUACUAUUAUUAUUAUUAUUGUUACCUGAAGACAAAAAAAAGAUCAUUCCUGUCGUUUCCAUCCUUUCAUCUUUCGAAUGAUUUUACUCUUCUCGAUUCUCCUUUUUGUUGGUUUGUUCUCAAAAUUCCUGAAAUCUUGUGGUUUUAUUUAUUCGAAAGCUUCUGGCGUAUUUAUUGAAGAUACAUGGUGCUCCUCGUAAACGAGGGAAGUCCAGAUUUUGUAAAUGUUUUUGUUUCUUUUCCUUUUUUUUUUUUUAAAAAAGAAAAAAAAGAAAAAUCGUGCUAUGGUUUGGGCAGCGCCGCGGUCCGGGAGGGGGACGUCUGAUUCUAAAUGGUGCUCGAUCCCCCUCGCCCGGCCUGCCGCUCAGUGUAUAUGAUCUAGAGAAACUUACGUACAUGAAUAUAACAUUAAUCUCACAGCUUGGUGCUUAGAACAGAGUCUGUACACCUUUAUGCCCUGAAUGUCUUUGUACUGUAUCCUACAGAUUGAAAAAAAAAAAAGAGUUUUGUUUUUACGUUACAUGGAAAUACGAGAUGUUGUGAUACGUGUGGAUGACGACUCAUACUUGCUGUUCCGUACGAUCCUUUUACGAUUAUAACCUGCAGAUUUCGACCCGCUGUGGUUGGUUUUUUCUGUCCACUCCUCUCCGAGUGUGUUUGUCAGGUUUAUUCCAUUUUUGAGUUUUAUGACUUCUUUACUGUAUAAAGGAAGAAAGAAAGAAGAAAAAAAAAGAAAGAAAAUUGAGAAACGAUGAUCUGAGCCAGACCUGUCUUAAACACUCGUGUGAUUUCGUGUGUCAUAAUUGAUAUAAUAAUAACUAUGACAAACAAAAAAAAAAGAAAUAAAAAACCUUUUUGAUAAAUUCACA
Molecule: messenger RNA, 7754 nt
Organism: Pygocentrus nattereri (red-bellied piranha)
Lineage: Eukaryota; Metazoa; Chordata; Actinopteri; Characiformes; Serrasalmidae
Gene: kdm6bb
Product: lysine (K)-specific demethylase 6B, b
Exons: 23
Coding region: 365-5782 (1805 amino acids)
Biological process (GO): heart development; regulation of gene expression
Cellular component (GO): MLL3/4 complex
Molecular function (GO): chromatin DNA binding; RNA polymerase II cis-regulatory region sequence-specific DNA binding; histone H3K27me2/H3K27me3 demethylase activity
Source: RefSeq, a predicted model, not a curated record